Molecule: messenger RNA, 2605 nt
Organism: Hemibagrus wyckioides
Lineage: Eukaryota; Metazoa; Chordata; Actinopteri; Siluriformes; Bagridae
Product: SLAM family member 7-like
Exons: 6
Coding region: 1056-2039 (327 amino acids)
Source: RefSeq, a predicted model, not a curated record
AAAACUUUAAAGAAGUGUGUAUCUGUGUCCACGCUAUAACACAGCAAAUGACACACAUUCUCUUUGUUUUGUUUGUUUUGGUGACCAUUAUGACCACGGCUCUUAAAGAAAGCCGAUCGUGAUAAUUGUAAGCAUUUUCUUUUCUGUAAGCUCUGCUCUGCACCUCAUGGCUCAGGUCCCACAUCUGCCCAAAGUAGCAUGUCGACUUCAGUCAUAGGGAUCACAUGUUGAGUUGGAGGAAAUGGAACACGAAACUCCUGACUCCUACAUCUCUGCUUCCGCUUUGGGAGCUCGCGCUGUUAUUUCUUCUGAUCUGAAUGAAAUGUUGUUAUUGUCUGCAUCAGACUCUGAGGAGCUUGAUGUGUAUGAUGAUGAAGAGUGGGCUGCCACAGAAUUGUCUCCUAAGGAGGAGCAAUCAGUGGCAUGUAAAGCAGGUUAUUAGCAGAAAAAGGAAAUGACAAAACUGUGACAGUUGCCCUAGUUGGUGUUGAGGUUUGUGGUUGGUUCUCAGUGUUCAGCUCUCCAUCUCUCACACAGUGAAGAGGAAGUGGUGAUGGAUGACUGCACUGCAAAAUCAUCACUUAAUGUAUUUACACAAGGCCUGUGAAGUCUUAAUCAUUCUGUCCAAAUUAAACUGUUAUUGCUAUGACUCAAAUUAAUCUUUUUUAAAUAAUAAAUGUCCAGAUUCAGAUCGACAAAAAUAGCAGUGAAAACUGUCACAUAUAAGAAUGAAGUAUGGAAUAGAAGAGCUACCUGAGGGUCUUCAGCUCUAAUGAACUGUUUGUACUGAAAUUGUUCUAGAUGCUUUUACUCCAGAUCUUAUAAAUGUAAUUUUAAACUUUAUCUCCACUAAAUACAUCUGAAAAAGUUGUUUCAUAUCAAACUCAUGUCUCAUUGGUGAGAGGAAAGUGUGUAGUGAGCGGAUAGAGACUGAACACACUGAGACAGGACUUCCACCUAGAGCUCUGAUGAAUGUGGGACGCUAAGCUAACAGUAAGGGAAGGUCGUGUAGAGCAGCAACAGAACUGCACUGAACACAACAUUCUUCACUGAUAAUGACGUUGAGGAGAAACGGAAACAUGCUGCUGAAUAUUUUAACAGAAAUCAGGACUCUCAGGACUCUUCUUCUCCUGCUGUGCUGUUUACUGUGUGAAGCUGGAGACGAGACGGUCACACUGCAGGAAGUGGAAGGAACCACUAUAACUCUCCAUACUGGGAUAACUGGAAUUCAGAGUGAUGCUCAGAUUGUGUGGUUUUAUGGACCUGAGAAAGCAGAGGAAAAGAUAUUGAAUAGUCAGGUGUUUAAAGGAGAAACUGUUACAGAAAUCAGUGAGAGAGUUAAAGAGCGACUGCAGCUGGACAGAAUCAGUGGAGCUUUAACCAUCAGGAACAUCAGCAGAAACGAUUCUGGAGUUUAUUUAUUACAUGUUAUUGCUGGACGUGUCUCAUCUAGGACUUUCAGUGUCAGUGUUUAUGCUCCAGUAUCAGCUCCAGUAAUAAGAAAUCAAAGAGGAAAGCGAAGUGUGUUUUCCACAGAGCCGUGUUUCCACCUGUGCUCUGUGGAGAAUGGAGAAGAUGUGAAUUUAUCCUGGUACAGAGAGAAUGAGAGAAUCUCCAUCACCAAUAACACAGAUCUCAGUGUUCCCCUCAAUCUCUCACUUCAAAUACAACACCAUGACGAGAACACUACCACUUACAUCUGUGUGUCUGCAAACCCUGUCAGCUAUAAAACAACUUCUCUCAGCAUCACACAGCUCUGUUAUCACACCUCAGGAGAAAACGAUCAUUCUCCUUCACUGCUUCCUGUCCUGAUAUCAGCUGGAGUUUUCCUGCUACUAAUACUAACAGGAUUUGUGUGGGUUUGGCUGAAAAGGAAAAACAUCAAGCUUGUAAGGAAACUUGAGGAACUGACUUACACUGAGGUGAAAAUUACAGCUCACAGUGGAGAGAGAGUUAAAAAGGAAGAAAACUCCAGAAUAAUGGAUGAUCAAGAGCAGUAUACCUUCGUGAUGUAUUCAGCUGUGAAGAAACUCACAUAAUUCAAUACAUAAUUAUUUUUCAAAAAGAACUUUAAAUGAUUUAUUAAUUUGGUCGUAAAUACUCAGUAUGUAUUGUGAGACAUUUAUAACUUUACAUGGUGUUCGUUAUGUUUAAUAACCAUUAGAGAGGAAUUAUAUUUCAGAUUCUAUUUUCUGAAUCUUGUAUGAACUAAUAUUGUUGUGUGUUUGUCUCGUCAUGUCACACUCUCACUAUAUAAUCAUGAUUAGUGACUUUAUGGUUAGCUAAAUUAAUGUCACUCUUGUUGUUAUUGUAUAUAAAAGUUUAUAUUCUAUUAAUAUUUGAUUACUUUAUUACACAAUAAAAAUGUUUUUUUAAUGCUUUAUGUGCAAUACAGAGUAUGACCACAAGGUGGAAGCAGAGCAUAAACAAAAUCAUGAUCAGACAUUCAGACAUUUUAUUCGCGACCUUCUGGUAAGAAUCUUACAGAAAUUUCUAGUCACGCGCUGUAACCAUACAACUGAAUCUUUUUAAAUGAAUCUUUGAAGUAAAAGAGUCAUUUGUCCAGUUUAGUCAAAAACACAUUUAAAGAUUCAUGGUUCAUAUU